AUGUCCGAUGCAAAGUUCUUCCAGCGAGGCAAGAUCCAGGAGCUGCGUCUAGAGCUCAACUCUGACAAGAAGGAUAGGAACUACACCCGCAAAAAGCAGACACUCAAAAAAAUCGUCGCCAACAUGACCAUGGGAAACGACAUGUCCUCCCUCCACCCAGACGUCAUCGCCUGCAUGUCCAUCCCCGUCCUCGAGGUCAAAAAGAUGGUUUACCUCUUCUUGAUCAACUAUGCCAAGGCCAAACCCGAGAUGGCCUAUGAGGCUAUCCAGACCUUCCGUCGGGACGUGGAGGAUCCAAACCCGUUGAUCAGAGCAUUGGCUAUCAGGACAAUGGGCUAUAUCCAUGUCGACAAGGUCACAUCAUGCCUGAUUCAGCCCCUGCGCCACUGCAUGCGCGACCAGGAUCCCUACGUUCGCAAAACUGCCGCUGUGUGUGUCGCAAAGUUGUUUAUGCAGGAUCGCCAUCUGGUCGAGAACGCAGGAUUCAUUGAUCUCCUGCGCGAGAUGCUCGUUGACUCGAACCCUUCGGUGGUUGCGAAUGCUGUGGCAGCACUUACAGAGAUCUCUGAGCGUUCAGACCAUAUCCAGCUCCAACUGAACAUGUCGAUUGCCAGCAAGCUGGUAACAGCAUUGAACGAGUGUUCAGAGUGGGGACAGACCUAUAUCCUGGAAUCACUCAUGUUUGUCGUUCCUCAGGAACCUGGUGAUGCAGAGAUGUUGGCUGAGCGUAUUGCCCCUCGUCUGCAACACGCCAACUCGGCUGUCGUCCUGACAGCCGUCAAGGUCAUUGUGUACCUAAUGAACUACAUGUCCAAGGAGGAGGAUAUCCUCAGCAUGUGCAAGAAGCUCUCCCCUCCUCUUGUGACACUGUUGUCGAGCGGACCUGAGGUUCAAUACGUCGGAUUGCGCAACAUUCUCUUGGUCAUCCAGAAGCACCCUGAGAUCUUGAAGAACGACAUCAAGAUCUUUUUCUGCAAAUACAACGACCCUAUCUACGUUAAGAUGGCUAAGCUGGAGAUUAUGUUCAGACUGGCGAGCGAGAACAAUGUCGAACAGGUCUUGUCGGAACUCAAGGAAUAUGCGACCGAGAUCGAUGUUGACUUUGUCAGGAAGGCGGUUCGCUCGAUCGGACGUUUGGCUGUCAAGAUUGAGUCGACUGCUCAGCGGUGUGUCGAGGCGUUGCUGGAGUUGAUCCAGACCAAGGUCAACUAUGUCGUUCAGGAGUCAAUUGUUGUCAUCAAGGAUAUCUUCAGAAAGUACCCCAACCAGUACGAGAGCAUCAUUGGAGUUCUCUGCGAGAACUUGGAUAACUUGGACGAGCCCGAGGCCAAGGCGGCAAUGAUCUGGAUCAUUGGACAAUAUGCGGACAGAAUCGAGAACUCGGACGAGCUCCUGGAUGACUUCCUCUACACGUUCCUGGAAGAGACAGUUGAAGUCCAGUUGGCACUUUUGACCGCCACCGUCAAGUUGUUCAUCAAGCGGCCGACUGCUGGACAGGAUCUGGUCCCCAAGGUGCUCAAGUGGGCUACCGAGGAGGUCGACAACCCUGAUCUCAGAGACCGUGGCUACAUCUACUGGCGUCUGCUCUCCACCGACGUCGCCGCCGCCAAGGCUGUAGUAUUGUCGGAGAAACCUCACAUUUCGACAGAGACAGACAACAUGGACCCUGUCUUGCUGGAAGAGCUUUUACUCCACAUUGCGUCCCUCUCAGCCAUCUACCACAAGGCACCCACAACCUUCAUCCCCCACUGCAAACCUCGCUUCUUGAUCCCCUCGCCCACAUUACGGCGACAGAACUACAACGUUGGACGCACACUCCAACAUCAGGAUUCAUACAGCAGCCUUAACAACAGCGCACAAUUCCCACAGGGCCUAUCCAACAAUAUGCAGUCCUCCCGGUCUGACGAAGACGAUGGUAAUGGUGGUCUGGACGAGUUUGUGUCGUCCUCUAAGCAGCCUCAGCAUCAGCGCUUGUCUUACCAUGAACAGUCAUUUGACCAGGUUGCCGAGGCUUCGAUUGGAAACCAAGAGUACUAUGAGCAAAAGAUUAAUGCUGAGAACCCCUACCGUACGGAUACUGGUGCUGUCAGUGGAUCGCAGGCUAACAAGAGCGGUGGAGUUGACCUGAUGUCGUUUGAUUUGUAG
Molecule: messenger RNA, 2145 nt
Organism: Linnemannia hyalina
Lineage: Eukaryota; Fungi; Mortierellomycota; Mortierellomycetes; Mortierellales; Mortierellaceae
Source: the annotation of a GenBank genome assembly